Amborella trichopoda is the source of this 1386-nucleotide messenger RNA. RefSeq names its product potassium channel tetramerization domain-containing protein / pentapeptide repeat-containing protein (gene FIP2). The record is from RefSeq and is a predicted model, not a curated record. Lineage: Eukaryota; Viridiplantae; Streptophyta; Magnoliopsida; Amborellales; Amborellaceae. Gene Ontology annotation, biological process: protein homooligomerization. Gene Ontology annotation, molecular function: protein binding.
CAAAAGAUCCCUACCUGCGUUUCCUCCCGCCGCCUAUCUCUCUCUCUCAAAUUCUCUCUCUAAAAGAUAACCCCCUACCUGCGUUCUCUACAUCCGCUUCUCUCUCUCGAAAUGGAGUUAAUUUAAGCUCAUCGCAACCCAGAGAAGCCAAUGAUGAGCUCUGAUCUCCCCUCUGUCAUCCAUCUAAAUAUCGGAGGAAAGAAAUUUUCGACAACCAUUGAUACUUUGACGCAACGCGAGCCACAUUCGAUGCUUGCAGCAAUGUUUAGUGGUCGUCAUUCUGUGUGUAAAGAUCAUCAAAAGGGGUUUGUCUUUGUUGAUAGGGAUGGGAAACAUUUUCGUCACAUUCUCAAUUGGUUAAGAGAUGGAGUAGUUCCUAUUCUCCAAGAUUCAGAGUACCCAGAGCUGCUACGUGAAGCUGAAUACUAUCAACUUCUAGGGUUGAUCGAAAGCAUUAAUUCAUUUAUACAUAAAAGAAAAGAAGAUGAAGAGUCAAAGGCUGAACUGACACGCAUGGACGUUAUCAAAUGCAUACAAUCUGAGCGGGUUAGGUUGCGGGGAGUCAAUCUCUCUGGGCUUGAUCUUUCCAAAUUGGAUUUGUCGGGUGUUGACUUUAGUUUUGCGUGCCUUCGGGAUGCGUUCUUCUCACGUGCAAAUCUCCAGUCCGCUAAAUUUCGGGAUGCAGAGGCUGAUGGUUCCAACUUUCAUAAUGCUAAUUUGCGUGAGUGUGAAUUCAUAAGUGCCAAUCUCGGUGGAGCUGUAUUAGCUGGAGCCAAUCUUCAAAGUGCAAAUCUACAAGAUGCUUGCCUGAUACACUGUAGCUUCAGUGGUGCAGACCUCCGCUCAGCACACUUACAGACUGCUGAUCUUACGGAGGCCAAUUUGGAAGGGGCAAAUUUAGAAGGUGCUAACUUGAAGGGUGCAAAACUAAGUGGUGCGAACUUACAGGGGGCUAAUCUUCAGAGGGCAUAUUUACGGCAAGUAGAUCUAAGAGAUACUCUCUUGGAAGGUGCAAAGCUUGGUGGUGCAAAUUUACUCGGUGCUAUCAGAUGAUGCUGUUGCAAAUGUACCAUGCGCUCAUGUCAAUCUAAGCAAUGAGCAAUGCAAUUCCCUGAGCAGGGUGUUCUUGGGCUAAUGCUUCAAAUUAUCGUAUAGAAGCGUUGGUCUACUCUUUAACCCAAGAUCGAAGGAAUUGAUGAUCGGAUUGGGCUUAAUUGUUAUUUAUUCCGAGGGUGGGUUCUUAUUGGGUGGGCUUAUCACUUCGGAGAAAAAGCCGUGUGUGCUGUAAAUCAAGGGGACAGAUACAAUAAUCACUUAUGGAGUUUGAAAUCUGGAACAAAUUAAAUGUUAUUCACCACAUUUGAUCUUAAAGUGCAUUAUGCCUUG